This is a messenger RNA of Aspergillus tanneri, 1851 nucleotides long. It is a transcript of the gene KRI1, whose product is annotated as KRI1 family protein. Gene Ontology annotation, cellular component: 90S preribosome; nucleolus. Lineage: Eukaryota; Fungi; Ascomycota; Eurotiomycetes; Eurotiales; Aspergillaceae. Bases 1 to 1851 code for a protein of 616 amino acids. The transcript is spliced from 2 exons. Gene Ontology annotation, biological process: endonucleolytic cleavage in ITS1 to separate SSU-rRNA from 5.8S rRNA and LSU-rRNA from tricistronic rRNA transcript (SSU-rRNA, 5.8S rRNA, LSU-rRNA). The record is from RefSeq and is a predicted model, not a curated record.
AUGGAGCCACCGGCAAAGAAGACGCGCAUGCUUCUCGAUGACGAUAAUUCCAGUGACACUGGAGAUGAGUCUGGUGGAGUUUCAAUCAACAAUCAGUCGAAUGGAUUUAAUCUUAAGAUCAACGAAGAGUAUGCCCGUCGUUUUGAGCACAACAAGAAGAGGGAGGAAAUGCAGAAAUUGGAAGCAAAACUAGGCAAAAGUUCAGCCUUUGGGAAACGCCAUGCAGAAGAUGAUGGAGCAGACUCGGAUGAGUCGUCUACAUCCGAAGAAGAGGAUGAGGAUGGGGAAUUGGCUACUACCGCGAUCGACGCUGAGAUUAUGGCGACUUUGAAGGCAAUCCGAUCAAAGGACCCACGUGUAUAUGACAAGGACGCUCGAUUUUACACCCAAGAAGACACAAGCGCCAAGCCAGACGAUGCAAAGAAGGGGAAGCAGAUAUCAAUGACCCUUCGAGACUAUCAUCGGGAGAAUCUUCUGAGUGGCAACCAUCUAGCAGAGGAUGAUGCCUCUGACGCUCCGAAGACAUACGUUCAAGAGCAGGCAGAUCUGAAGAAAAAAAUCAUCCAGGAAAUGCAUGCCGCUGCUGAUGAUGGAGACCGGGCCCCGGACGAUGAUGAUGAGGAUGAGAAUUUUCUUGUACGGAAGUCUGCACCAGCGCCAGCUUCGCGACCUCAGGGAGACAUCCCCCUGGACAUCGAAAAUGCAGACAAAGAUCCAGAGACUUUUCUAUCGAACUUCAUGUCCGCACGGGCAUGGAUCCCUGCGGACAAAAUGAAUCUGCAACCUUUUGAGUCGGAUGAUGAUGAGGAGGAGGAGCGGGCCGAAGCCUUCGAAGAGGCAUAUAACUUCCGCUUUGAAGAUCCUAGCAAGAUUAAUACCCAGCUGAUCACCCACUCUCGUGACACUACAAAUCAACAAUCAGUCCGCAGAGAUGAAAAGAGUGGCAGGAAAAAGCUACGAGAUGCUGAGCGGCAGAGAAAAGAGGAAGAGAAAAAGCAACGCGAGACGGAGAAGAACCGUCUUCGUAAGCUGAAGAUGGAGGAGCUCCAAGAAAAGGUCAACAAGAUUAAGGAGGUUGCAGGCCUUCACGCAUCCAAAUUCACUGACGAGGACUGGGCGAAGUUUCUGGAUGGCGCUUGGGAUGACAAGGAUUGGGAAAAGGAGAUGCAGAGGAACUUUGGCGAGGAUUACUAUGCAGAGGAGGAUGAACAUGGGAGUGAUGGCGAGAAGAAGCGACCGAAGAAGCCCAAGUGGGACGACGACAUCGACAUCACGGAUCUUGUGCCAGAUUUCGAAGACGACGAAAAGCCCGCACUGGAUCUGUCGGACGUUGAAAUGGUGGAGGAUGCGGAUGACGCUGAUGAAGGUGCUUCCAAGAAGAAGAGCAAGGCCCAAGAGAGAAGGGAUCAGAAGAGAGAAGCUCGCAAAGAUCGGCUCCGCAUCGAGGAAGCCGUUGACCGCAAUUUGGACCUUGACGUUUCCCUCCUUCCGGGAGCAAGCAAGAAAAAUACUGGUCAUUUCCGCUAUCGUGAAACCUCCCCGCAGAGUUUUGGCUUGACUGCGCGGGACAUUCUUAUGGCUGAUGACUCGCAUCUUAAUCAGUUUGCCGGGUUGAAGAAGCUUGCUUCAUUCCGGGACGAGGACAAGAAACAUAGAGACCAGAAGAGAUUGGGCAAGAAGGCUCGACUGAGGCAAUGGCGUAAAGACACUUUUGGCAAUGAGGAGGGUCCCAUUUUUUCCUUUGGCGGCGACAAGCCAAUCCAGAAAGACGAUGCUACUGAGGAUGGCCAGGUUGAUAUCCGAGAGGGAGAGCCCCGGAAGAAGAAGAGAAAGAGGUCCAAGAAGCACUAA